This is a messenger RNA of Schistocerca americana (American grasshopper), 6380 nucleotides long. RefSeq names its product importin-7 (gene msk). Gene Ontology annotation, biological process: protein import into nucleus. Lineage: Eukaryota; Metazoa; Arthropoda; Insecta; Orthoptera; Acrididae. The transcript has 23 exons. Gene Ontology annotation, cellular component: nuclear envelope; cytosol. The record is from RefSeq and is a predicted model, not a curated record. The coding region runs from base 118 to 3270 and encodes 1050 amino acids. Gene Ontology annotation, molecular function: small GTPase binding.
CAUAUUAAACCAAGUCAUCACGUGACCAAAGAGUAAAGGUGCAUGCGCCGGGUGAAAUUAACAGUGCAACAUUAAUUUUGAAAAUCUGGAUUUACUGCGUUCGUAUUACUUGUAACGAUGGAUACUCGCAAAUUGACGGACGUUUUGAGAGCGACUAUAGAUCCAAAUCAGAGGCAGCAGGCUGAAGAACAACUUGCCCAGAUACAUAAAAUAAUUGGUUUUGCACCUUCGCUUCUACAAGUAGUGAUGUUGUCUGAUGUUGAUAUGCCCGUGCGCCAAGCUGGUGUAAUAUAUUUAAAGAAUCUUGUCACACAGAAUUGGGCAGACCGAGAAGUAGAACCUGGACAGCCAUUACCAUUUAGCAUACAUGAACAGGAUAGAGCCAUGAUCAGGGAUGCCAUAGUUGAUGCUGUGGUUCAUGCACCAGACAUCAUAAGAGUACAGUUAGCUGUUUGUGUGAGUAAUAUUGUUAAACACGACUUUCCUGGAAGGUGGACACAAAUAGUUGACAAAAUCAGUAUAUAUCUUCAAAAUCCUGAUGCAUCUGGUUGGUCUGGAGCCCUUCUCUGCUUGUAUCAGUUGGUGAAAAUUUUUGAGUAUAAGAAACGUGAAGAAAGAGGCCCUUUAAAUGAAGCAAUGAAUUUGUUAUUCCCAAUGAUAUACCAGUUGUGCGUAAGAUUACUUCCUGAUCAGUCAGAACAGUCCGUAUUACUGCAAAAACAGAUUCUUAAGAUAUAUUUUGCAUUGACUCAGUAUUCUCUUCCGUUGGAACUGAUUUCUCGGGAAGUGUUCUCACAGUGGAUGGAAAUUUGUCGAGCUGUUGUCGAUAGACCUGUACCAGAACAAACAAAUGCUGUGGAUGAAGACGAUAGAGUUGACUUACCGUGGUGGAAGGCAAAGAAAUGGGCGCUGCAUAUACUGCACAGGAUGUUUGAGAGAUAUGGGAGCCCAGGAAAUGUUACUAAAGAAUAUAAGGAAUUUGCUGAGUGGUACUUGAAAACAUUUUCUGCUGGUAUACUAGAAGUUUUAUUGAAAGUUCUUGACCAUUACAGAAGGAAGAUAUAUGUCUCUCCAAGAGUUGUUCAGCUCACUCUAAAUUACAUAAACUUGGGUAUUGGUCAUGCAUUUUCGUGGAAGUUCCUAAAACCACAUAUGUUUGCUAUCGUUCAGGAUGUUAUUUUUCCUGCCUUGUCAUAUUCACAAGCUGAUGAAGAGUUGUGGAAUACUGAUCCAUAUGAAUACAUCAGAGUAAAAUUUGACAUUUUUGAAGAUUUUGUAUCACCUGUGACUGCAGCCCAAACACUCUUGCACACAGCGUGCAAGAAAAGGAAGGACAUGUUACAGAAGACAAUGCAUUUCAUAAUGCAAGUACUGACAUCACCAAAUGCUGAUCCAAGACAGAAAGAUGGUGCCUUACACAUGGUUGGCACACUGGCAGACAUUCUUAUCAAGAAGAAUAUGUACAAGACAGAAAUGGAUAGUAUGCUUUGUCAGUAUGUUUUUCCAGAAUUUGCAAGUCCUCGUGGCCAUAUGAGAGCUAGGGCCUGCUGGGUUCUCCAUUACUUCAGUGAAAUUAAAUUUAAGCAGGAAGCAGUUCUCGCUGAAGCAAUCAGACUCACUACAAAUGCAUUAUUAAAUGACCAAGACUUGCCUGUCAAGGUAGAGGCAGGCAUAGCAUUACAGAUGUUGUUAAAUGCUCAGGAAAAAUCUGAGAAAUAUGUGGAACCUCAGAUCAAGCAAAUAACUUUAGAACUUCUUCGAAUAAUACGUGAAACAGAAAAUGAUGAUCUCACCAGUGUUAUGCAGAAGGUUGUGUGCACCUUCACAGAACAGCUGAUGCCUAUUGCUGUUGAAAUUUGUCAACAUUUGGCAACAACAUUCAGCCAAGUUCUUGAGACUGAUGAAGGGUCUGACGAGAAGGCAAUAACGGCAAUGAGUUUGCUGAAUACUAUAGAAACACUACUGACAGUAAUGGAAGAGCAGCCAGAAAUCAUGGCACAACUGCAGCCAACUGUUCUCCAAGUUGUAGGGCAUAUUUUCUCACAGAGUGUAAUGGAAUUUUAUGAAGAAGCUCUUUCUUUGGUUUAUGAUCUCACAAGCAAGAAUAUAUCACCAGACAUGUGGAAGGUGUUGGAACUUAUGUAUCAGGUGUUCCAGAAGGAUGGAUUUGAUUACUUUACUGAUAUGAUGCCAGCUCUGCAUAAUUACGUAACUGUAGACACAGCUACUUUCCUCUCCAAUGAAAAUUAUGUGCUUGCAAUGUACAACAUGUGCAAGGCUGUUCUGACAGGUGAUUCAGGAGAGGAUCCUGAAUGCCAUGCAGCAAAAUUGCUUGAAGUUAUCAUUCUGCAGUGCAAAGGACGCAUAGAUCAGUGCAUACCAUCCUUUGUAGAGCUUGUGCUUCAGCGGCUGACUCGUGAAGUUAAAACAUCUGAAUUACGAACUAUGUGUUUGCAAGUUGUGAUAGCAGCACUGUACUACAAUCCACAACUUCUUUUUGAAACUUUGGAGAAACUUCAAAUGGUCGUUUCACCAACUGAAUCAAUUACAUCCCACUUUGUGAAGCAGUGGAUACAUGAUACAGAUUGCUUUUUAGGAUUACAUGACCGGAAGCUGUGUGUUCUGGGAUUGUGCACUCUAUUGAGCACGACAGGUGCUGCUCGUUCUGUAGCAUUACCAAAUGAAUGUGCAUCACAGAUAAUUCCUUCACUUAUUCUUCUAUUUGAUGGGCUGAGGAGAGCAUAUGUUGCAAAGGCUCAAGAAGGUGAAGAGGAAGCAGAAGAUGAAGAGGAUGAAACUGACAUUGAUCAAGAAAUUUUAUCAAGUGAUGAGGAUGAUAUAGAUGAAGCUCAUCAAGAAUAUCUGGAAAACAUCGAAGAUAAAGUACAUAAAGCUAAUUCACCAUUCACUAUUACUACUAGUAUUCAGGAUGAUGACUCUGAUAGUGAUGAUGAAUUUGAAGCAAAUGAAGAGACUGCACUUGAAAGCUACACUACCCCACUUGAUGAAGAGAACUGUGAAGUAGACGAGUACAUUGUUUUUAAGGAAGUAAUGCAGAAUAUUCAAGCCAGUGAUCCAACAUGGUAUCAAAUUCUUACUACUGAUUUGACAACUGAACAACAGAAGGCUCUCCAGGAAAUAAUGGUUCUAGCAGACCAGAGGAAGGCAGCAGCCGAGAGUAAGAGGAUAGAGCAGAGUGGAGGUUAUGUUUUUAAUCAACAGACAGUCCCUACAUCUUUCAACUUUGGUGGCUCCCCUCUUGGACGAUAAGCCUGUCUGUGGCAGCACAGGUGUCUUGCAUGUGAAAAAAAUAACACCCAGUUGUGUAUGUUACUUCUUGUGCACACAUUCGGAUGUCUGAUAUUGCCAGUGUGAAUUUUACUUGUUGUAAUGUGAAAGACUGAAUUCAACUGCUUAAAAGUUAUAUUUGACUUGUUACAAAAUUUAUUAUUCGAGGUGAACUAAUGACAUUUGAGGAAAUAAGUGUUAACGAUCUGUAAAUAACAUUUACUGUGUUAUUCAGGGACAUCAGUUAUAUGUAGCAAUUGUCUGUGCAUCACUUGUGAAUCUUGUGCGUGGGGCAUUUUUAAAAUACUCAAUUUACAAGCUCUUAUUUCUUGUAAAUAUUAGGAGCAGUAUUUCAGAAGUUUGGGAACAUGAACAUAUUUAUUAGUAUUUAUUGAAAACUUCAUAUAUUGUUUAGGUUGAGCUCCGUCACGCAGUUCAUAUUCGGACUGUAGGUGAUCAUAUUAUGUUACUGAUAUUCAGAAUUUCUGAAUCGUUUAUUACACCUUUGGAGCCAAAGGAAAUUAUCUCAGACUCUGAGAUAGAAUAUACAUGUCUCCUAAAUAAAUCACAGAUGUGUGGGCUUGCUUAAGUGUGCCUUCAGUUUAUUUUAUGGAAAUCACCCACGAAUUUAUCAGAUGUGAGAAGGCUGUUGGUCAAUGUUGACAUAUUGGAAAUUGUGGGUAAGCUACUGUCCAUAUGAUGAUAAAUUUUUACUCAAGGUGCUUUGUGACUUGGUCCAAUUGACUAGCACAUUUUAUAAAAUAUAUAUAUACAUAUUUUUUUCUUUUUAAAUGAAAUAUUCAUGGUACAGUGGUAUCUGUUUAAAUUAGAUGCGUGUGUCAGAUCAAAGAGUGCAAUUUACAUCUCGUCUUAUUAUUUGUAUACACUCCAGUCCUGACUAGUCCAUACUGUACAUUAUGUUCCUUUCAAGAGAUGUGUAAUUUGUCUCAAAAGUGUUGAAUCUAUAUUUUCUUAAAAUUCUGGUAAAAGAAAAAUGUAUGUCAGAGAUGAGGUAAAAUUUAUGGAAUAACCAGCCAUGUACUAACUAUAAGAAGCUAAUGAAUGCUUGCUGAAGCUCAAAGGGAGAGAUAUCCAUAUCCGUUUUGUAAACAAGAAUGUAGAAAAUUUGUUGACAAGGGAUGACAACAAUAAUUGCAAGUUUGAUCGUAUGUGUGCUUGUAUGUUACUCAAGUGAUCUGUGUCACCAGAUCACAUUCAGCAUUAGGGGUCGGUCUCUCUCUCUCUCUCUCUCUCUCUCUCUCUCUCUCUCUCUCUCUCUCUCUGUGUGUGUGUGUGUGUGUGUGUGUGUGUGUGUGUGUGUGUGUGUGUGUGUUUUAAUCGCGAGCACGCGAUUAAAAUUACUACCAUCUUUUCGCUUUAGUCCUUUAUAAAUUUCCAUUAGCAUUGUGACCAGAGUCUGAUAAAUUGAGGUAUGUUUUUGGAUAGUAUAAUUUGUUAUAUAUAUGUAUAUGGAUGUGUUCCCUAUUUCACCAAAGUAUUUUCCAUCACAACAGCUGUAAAAGAGGAGAAAUUGUGGUGCGCCUCUUGGCUGAUGCUUCUUUGACUCAUUUGUUCUCUAUUUUUUUAUGGUAGUUUAUAAAAAUUAUUCCUAGCUUCAGAUUUUUUGCUGCGAUAUCUUUUAUGUUUUUUCUGAUUGUGGUGACUUUCAUGACAAUGUUUUAUUUGCUGGAUUUUGCUGUAAGGUAUUAGGAAAGUUUUUGUUUUUUCACAAGCAUUUCAAUACAGUUGAAGGACUGCAUUGCACAUGGUGCAUUCUAAUCACUAAUUUAUAUUAUAUCCUUGUAAUUUCCCUUCUGCCAUCUGUUUUCCUAGUAGUUCUUUCGGCCCAUCCAAUUGAAAAAUAUUAGCUGUUGUUUAAUAUGAAUUGAUUUUCUUGUUUUAAACAUGAAUAUUUGUAAUCUAAGACAGUUCUGAGGAAUUUUGAUCUCUCACUUCACUGAACCACAUUGGUAUAUACAGUUCUACGUGGGUGCUUACCUUCCUUGAAAGUGUUAGCUUACAAACUAUUCUGGGUAACAGUUCUACCUUUUAAAAGCAUGUGGCAGGGAGACAAAAGUUCCAGUAUAAUUGAGGAAUUUGGUGGUUUAUUUACAUGAAUCACAACUGUCGCAGAAAUUUAUGGAAGAAACUAAUGAUUUUCACCAUUUUUGGAUGCUUCAGUAAAUCAUAAUUUUCAUUCCAAAUGAACUUUGUUAAUAAUGCUUAGUAGUCCUUCUUUUGUUAAAAGUGUAUUAAGCUGUAAUUAAACAGUUAACGAAGACAGUGUAUUUAAAAAGUAGUUGUGUGCAUGAGGAUAACUGGGAAGAUGAAUGAUGACGGUGAUGCCGAGUCUCAUUGUGUUGAAGGUACAACUUCCAAAAAGCACAUUGCUUAUUAGUUGUUAACCACUCAAUAUUUUGUACCUUCGAUUAUUUUUGUAGGAAGAGUGUUGACAUAAGGGACAGGAUGCAAAUUUUAUUAUUGUUUAUACUGAAUGACUGACUGCUAUAGUAGAAUGCUGUAAUUUUUGAACUCGAUUGAUUAUACAUAGGUUAGUAGCAAUAUUAAAUAUACACCGCUUGUUCAUUCUGUUUGAGAAUGUUCAGAUCUACUUGUACAGAUUUCAGGUGUUUUGAAGGCUAUACUUGUUUUCUUGCAUACCUGCUAGUGUGAGAAAUUUGUUGUGACAUUGAGAAGAAGGCAUAUUUUGUAGAAUGUCUUGUAUUAUGUUUUAAAUUACUUCUGUUGUUGCAUUAUAUUCACAUAACAUAAUAGACAUUAUGAAAAGUGGUUUUAAAGCAAAAUGCCAACAGUGGGUUUUCUGCUUCCUUUCUUAACAGUGGAUAUUUGCAAAUUCCCUUUGUUGGGAGAGAAAAAUCUGAAACACACAUCACUGAACAGGUAUUUAAUGUGUGAUGGCUGUGUGUGUGAGAGGUAGGUAUUUGGAGAAAUGUAACUUGCCAAAUUUAAUGUACAAAAAUUAAUUUAGAAGCUCAUCAGGUCUAUGCACAGCAGUCUGUUCUUUAUUUCAAUGGAUUUCAGAAUGUUGUGAUUGUAAUUGAACUAAAAGUAAAUAUGUUGAAUGGACGAAA